AUGAAGAAGCAGUUCUAUCUAUUGCUUCUAUCUAUUUUAUCACAUCAAACAUUGGCAUCAUUUUGUGGUUCAACUGGUGUACCAUUUAGCAUCGAAGUUCUUCCUUCAGGUGCACCGAUACUUGGCUGCGCUCAGCCAACUUGUGUUGCAAAUUCAAAUGACAAAAAAGAUGACAGCAAUUUUCUGGUAAAUGCUAAUGGACAAGCGGAUGGAUUUAUGCGUGAAGAUGACAAAGACAGUAAAGUGUAUGGUGAUCCUUAUGGCAGUAAACUUAUCGCUAAUUGUUCCGGUCAAUUUUCUGAUUUAUCAUGUUUACGUAAAGAUCAAUGGGUUGGAGGCAUCGAAUACAUUGAUCAUCCACGACAACCGCUAAUCUUACAAUGCUGUACAUUCGCCGGAUUACGAUUUUCACAAGAUGUUGGAACAACAAAUGUUGGCCCAGGUGAAGCGAUUACUGGUGGUGAAGUAAUUAGAGAUGGGCGACAAAUAAGUUUUGAUGUGAUAGCAAAUGUUCGAAAAGUGGUAGAUGCUAAUACACAUAUUGUAUCAUACGAAGUUACGGUACGACGAAUGCAUUGUUUACCGGAUCCACCGGAACCAGUUGUUGAUCUGGAAAAGGAUGUCAGUGAUGAAAUUGUGAAAGUACUAACAAAAGGAACUGAUCUUUCAACCUUUCGAAAGGAGAAAGCAUCUAGAAAGGAGAAAUUGGAGGAUUUACAAAGCAAAAAAGCAUUCACUGAUAUUACCGCCUAUAAAAUUGACGAAAAAAAGCAAUACAAGAAAGGUGAAUUCGAAGAGAAGGAAAGCCUUAAAACAAUUUUAACGAAUAGAAACGAAGCAAUCCGUAGGCGAGAGGAAGUGGAUGUUAAAGCAGAAAUAACACUGAAACCAAAUAUUGCUCAAUCAUUAACUAUUCCAUUUAAUAAUCGUAAAUCGGAAACUGGUUCGAGUGGUACUGGUAAUAAUUUCCCAGAUGAAAAUAACCUCGCUAUUGCUAAUUUCCCAGUGGUUCAGGGCGAAUCAAAAGCAUUUGGUCAACCGCAAGUAAAUUUAUUCGGUCAGCAACAUCCGCAACUACCAUUACAACAACCCGAAUUUGGCUUUGGUCCCUUUCAACAACAAGCAUCAAACCAAAUUAUUCAACCAGGACAAAAUCAUAAUCGUGAACCAUGCACAGCACAAUGUCAACAAACAUCAUGCUUCAUGCAGCGAUGCAAUCAAGGCCUAAAUCCAGUUUUAGGAAUUCCUACACUCUUUCCUCUAAAUCUUCCAACCUUACCAACCUUUCCAACUUUAGCACCACCAACCUUCCGACCAUUUAUAACCCAGAGCUAUCCUACAAUAGCUUCACAAUCUUCUCAGUCAGCAUUUCAACCUGUUCCCGGAUCAUUUCAGCCUGUUCCGGGUUAUGUUGAUCCAUCUAAUUCCGGUCAUACUGUUUCAUUAAAUUCACUACCAUAUUUUGCUGCUGAUAAUGCCAAAAGAAAUGUUAACUCGAAUAACAGAUUAAUGCAACUAUCAAAUGCUCCUAUAAUUCAUACUCCUCCUACACCUAUUUCGAACUCAAUUCCAACACAACCAUCAGCAAUAGCUUCCGGUAGACCAGUCCUUUUAUCCGGUAAUCAAGCUCCUAGGAGCCAAGUUACAUUAAAGCCAUUAUCAACAUUUGAAGAAUUGAUGGCUGGACUUGGCUAUCAUAAUGUAAGCCUUGUUACAUUAACACCAUCAGGAGCAUUACUAUUUCCUCCUGAUUUCACAUUAGCUACUCCAUUUCCUCCUCUUUCACCUUUAUUGCAUCCGACAACAACUACUACUCAAAAUCAAAUUCCAAUGUUUAAUCCAGGAAUUGGUAUACAACCAUUUCAAUCAGAUCAGUAUCGUCGUUCUUCCGUAUUGUAUGUACCGCAACAAGAUUUGGAUGAUGGAAUACUACAACGAACAGGUCUCCGACAAUUCUAA
Messenger RNA from Loa loa (African eye worm), 1959 nucleotides. RefSeq lists its product as hypothetical. The record is from RefSeq and is a predicted model, not a curated record. Lineage: Eukaryota; Metazoa; Nematoda; Chromadorea; Rhabditida; Onchocercidae. The transcript has 9 exons. The coding region runs from base 1 to 1959 and encodes 652 amino acids.